UCAGCCAUUGGAGGCGGAGGGAGCAUUUUGGAAACCCUAAAUUAAAACUCGUGUAUUUAGUUCCAAAAUUUGUCAUCCCAAUAGUAAAGAAACGGUGCCGUGUUUACAUCUUUAUAAAGCUUAUUAAUAAUCUCACUCUACCAGUACUCCUCGGACGACACAAAAUUGCACACCGAUCUGAUUGUAGUCUCGUCUGUCUACUCCCACGACUCCCCUCAUACACUAUAACAUGAGACAUUCGGUGAAUCGUCCGCCCACACCCGAUGUGGGAGAUGACGAAGAAAAGCAGCCUUCGUUUCAAGAAAUCAUCAACAUCAAGUUGAUUGAGAGUGGGGAAAAGGAACGCUUGAUGGAGCUGCUGAGGGAGAGGCUAGUUGAAUGUGGGUGGAAGGAUGAAAUGCUCACGCUUUGUAGAGCCUUUAUAAAGAAGAAAGGACGAAACAAUGUCACUCUUGAUGACCUAAUACAAGUGAUUACCCCAAAAGGCAGAGCGUCAAUUCCAGAUUCUGUUAAAGCCGAGCUGCUACAAAGAAUACGCACUUUUCUGGUUUCAGCUUCUCUUUGAUUGGUGUGAGCAGAGUAAGUUAUAUGUGCAAUUAUGGUGUGUUUGCGAUGUCUGAUCUGAAGGAGGGAGGUAUUGUAAUGGGAGUUGUGUAGUUGUAUUCAUUAGUGUGAAGACAAGGAAUGCAAUGCAGCAGGUCUUGUGCUAGCUAAUUCACAAGUAUAGAUUAAUGUUGAUUUAGUACAAGUUGUGGCCCGCCUGUGGGGGAGUUUGACUUUCUGUUUCUCCUCAGUGUAUAAGUGGUGGAAUAGUUAGAGGCUUGUGAUCUUUGCUUUAUAUCAUGUUUCUGAAUGCUUGCUUUCUUCUUCUUUGUGGGAUUUCAUGCAC
This is a messenger RNA of Ipomoea triloba (trilobed morning glory), 889 nucleotides long. RefSeq names its product transcription and mRNA export factor ENY2. Bases 230 to 565 code for a protein of 111 amino acids. The transcript has 5 exons. Gene Ontology annotation, cellular component: SAGA complex; DUBm complex; nuclear pore. Lineage: Eukaryota; Viridiplantae; Streptophyta; Magnoliopsida; Solanales; Convolvulaceae. Gene Ontology annotation, molecular function: transcription coactivator activity; chromatin binding. The record is from RefSeq and is a predicted model, not a curated record. Gene Ontology annotation, biological process: positive regulation of DNA-templated transcription; poly(A)+ mRNA export from nucleus; regulation of transcription by RNA polymerase II.